Messenger RNA from Paramecium sonneborni, 1330 nucleotides. Lineage: Eukaryota; Ciliophora; Oligohymenophorea; Peniculida; Parameciidae. The record is from the annotation of a GenBank genome assembly.
AUUCAGAUACAAUAUUAAUAAAAUGAAUACAGUGAUAUCAGAGAAUUAUGAGGAUGAAGGAGAAAUUUGCGAAAAAAAUCCAAUCGCAUCGAGAUUGCAAAGUCAUAAUGAUAAUUCAUGUACUAAAAUUUGAGAUAAUAACAGCAUUAAUUUUCUAAAAAGAAAUCCCUCUUAGGUCAAUAAAAAGUUGUAGCCCAUAAUAACAUGAUAAAUUUGAUUUUUAAAAUGAAAGAUGUAAAAUACCAUCUUAUGAAUGUCUGAGACUUGAUAAGAGAGUAUGAUUAAUUGUUAAUAAAUAGAAAACCACUUCAGUAUUUAGAUAAACUUAGGAAUCGGUAUCAUAUAGUUUAAAAGGUGAAAUGAAUUCAUUAAUAUAUUAUAAAUUGUUUGAUGAUGAAUGCAAAUAUAUUGUAAAGGAGAUUGCUGAAAAUUUAAUGGAAUUGAAUUGUAAUAUAUAUUUAGAAUAAAAAUAAUUUGAUGAGAUAGCAGAGAUAACUCAUUCAAAUCGACUUUAUGUUUUAAAUUAAGAAUAAAUACCUUCAAUAUCUUUAAUAAUAGUAGUAGGAGGAGAUGGUACAGUACUUUAUGCAUUAAGAUAAUUUUAAAGUCAUGAACCACCUCCGAUAUUGGCAUUUUAGAAAGGGACAUUAGGUUUUAUGUGUGUAUUUGAAUUGAAAGAUAAAUAUUAGGUGCUAUCAAAAUAAAUAGAGCAUUUUAGAACAGCAGGAUAAUUUAUAGUAGAAAGAAAAUUAAGAUUGAAAGGUUGUUUGAAAGAGAGAGAAGAAUAGAAAUUUGAAUAUCAUGUAUUAAAUGAAUUUGUAAUAACAAGAGGUGCAAACCCUCAUUGUUUAUAUAUAGAGAUAUAUAUAAAUAAUGUACUAUUAACAGUUGCAUCAGGGGAUGGAAUAAUUGUAUCUACUCCAACCGGUUCAACUGCAUAUUUUUUAUCUGCUGGAGGUCCAAUCAUAUAGAAUGAAGUUUCAUCUAUAUCAAUAGCUCCAAUUUGUCCUUUAUCUUUAUCAUUCAGACCUAUAGUAUUACCAACUUGCCUUAAUAUUACAAUAAAAUUAGCUAAUUAAUGUAGAGCUAAUGGAUUUAUAUGUGCUGAUGGAUAAACUACUGUUGAAUUCAAUAAAGACAUGGUAUUUGAAAUAUCACAAUCUGAAAAGUUUGUUAGCAGUAUAUUAUUAUAAAUAUAUUUAGUUAUCUAAGAUAAAUCAGACAUUGAUUAUAAUGAAUGGGUUCUUAAUCUUAGGAAAAAAUUAGGAUGGAAUAAAGUAUUUACUGAUCAAAGAAAAUAAAAAUCAAAUUUGUGAUAAAUAUUAAAUAG